Oncorhynchus mykiss (rainbow trout) is the source of this 2380-nucleotide messenger RNA. RefSeq names its product transmembrane protein 150C. The record is from RefSeq and is a predicted model, not a curated record. Lineage: Eukaryota; Metazoa; Chordata; Actinopteri; Salmoniformes; Salmonidae. Gene Ontology annotation, cellular component: plasma membrane.
UCAUGUCACAUAGGUUAUAGUGUAGGAUAGGACAGUUUACAUGCUGGAAACGAGGCUUACUGCUAUUGCUCUUUCCUACGGUAGAAGGCUCUUUCCUCGCUCGCCUAAAUAUUCAGUGCUGCAAAGAAAAGGUUCGCCCAUGGCCACAGUGUAUGAUCGCGACUGCACACUCCAUUUCACUAUCUCCGGAUUUAGUGCUCUCAGGCACAUGUUUAUAUGACCAUUUGUGACUACGACUGAUAACAAAACUGCGUGUUUCAGUCAAUUAUGAAAUUAGAAGACGGAAUCUAAAUCCAACAGGCGCUGGCUGGCAACGAGCUUUGUAGACACGGGAGCUGUCCAGUCGCAGUGGUGCUGAAAUCAACGGCUGCAGAACAUUGGCCCAAUGGGCUUUUCGCCGCUAUCCAGUGCUGAAAUUAUUCUGGUUCUAGAUACAUACACCUUUCCGUUUACAUGUCAGUUAAUUCAAGGUUUUAAUAAGUGCAAUUAAUUACACGAGCCUUACGUUAACUAAUUGUUGUAACAGCCUAGCAAGCUACUAGCCAUUCAAUGUUAGGUUAAUCCGGAAGAGGUAACUGCAGUCUCAAAUUGUAAAAACAGGUCACAUAAUAUUGUUUUUCUUCUGUAGAUUAACCCCCGGACCUGACUUUGGCUUGGUCUUAUCAUAUACAUUCGAGACACCAUGAGGAAGUGCAGUCCCUGGACGUUUCUCCCUAUCAUGUACUCUCUCUUCACAGCCGCUGGACUCUGGGUUGUGUAUUUUAUAGCUGUUGAAGAUGAGAAGAUAACACCCCUGAGUUCAGAAUACAAGCGAUCUGGAACUAAAUCCCCUCCAUAUAUAAGCAUUGCAGGCAAUGCUCCCCCAGCCAGCUGUGUUUUUAGCCAGGUCAUGAACCUGGCUGCCUUCGUAGGGUUCAUCAUUGGUGUCCUCAGAUACCUGCAGCUGAAGCCCCGGGUCCAUAAACCCUGGCUCAAUAUUGGCAGUCUGGUGGCCCUGUCCCUGGCCUGCUUCGGCAUGACCUUGGUGGGAAACUUCCAGCUGUCAAAUGACGAGGAGCUCCACAACAUUGGGACGUCCAUGACGUUUGGCCUGGGGACGUUGUUCUGCUGGGUGCAAUCUGUCAUCACCCUGAAGGUCAACCUGAGGAACGAGGGCCGAAGGGCGGGCAUCCCUCGCUUCCUACUGUCAGGGGCUGUCACCGCCUGCAUGCUUCUCUACUUUGCCCUGAUGGCGCAACGUCUUCACAUGCACGCGGCGCGGGCGCAAUGGGCGCUGGUCAUGUUCUUCCUGGGCUUCCUCGCCACUUUUGCCAUCGAGUUCAGACACUACCACUUCGAGAUUGUCUGCACCGACGACCGCGAUCCGCCGCUCAGCCUCUCAGAAACCUUCUCCGAGGUGUCAGAGUACCAGUCGGACCAGCUAUAGGACGGCUCCAGAGAACAGAACCAGCUAUAGGGCAGCUCCAGAGGACAGAAGCAGCUAUAGGGCGGCUCCGGAGGACAGAACCAGCUAUAGAGCUUUGGCGUACUACAAAACAGUUAGCUUGCCUGUGGUUGUCAGUUGGGGGUCAUUUACAAAUUAACAUAUUUGUAAGGGUUCCAGUUUGUCUGUUAGUUACUGAAGAAGAGUUAGUCAAAAACUACUGCAUGUCUGCCUGUUUGAACACAGCCUGUGAACGACUGUCUUUCUACUACUACUGUACCUUGAGGUGAUCUUUCAAAAGCAACAAACUCUUUCCAUGAGCACAAAGAAGGCAUCAUUAUCUUUGUCAACUCAUCAACAGUAACAGGGAUGUUCGCUAAAAGUUGCUAAAUGGUUUAAUUGAAGAUGGAUGUGCAUGAAGAUGGCUGUUUUAUGUAGCUGUGAGUUGUAGAAGGAUAGAUAACUCAUCUCAGAUUGAUAGUGACACUACCCCACUGACCUUCCUUUCAUACAAAUGCAGCCAAAUCCUCAAUAGAAUGUGUGAUGGGAGUCAUCACCACUCCCAUUUUGAGUCUUCUCAUUCUAUCGACAGAGGUAUUCUGCUGCGUUCUCUCUAUUUCCUGUCCGUCUGUCUACCUCCCUCUAUUUUCAACCUGAAUUAAGACAGACAACAGUUUGUGAUGAAGCCGAUCUCAGCUUCUCUGUGAAGAUGAGUAGUACAGUAGUAUUAUCAUCCAGGUACAAUGAUGCCAUUUUGAACCAUAUCACUGUUGCACCCAUUAAACACAAGUCAUGGGAACCUUUUUCAGUGUUCUCUCUAUUUCACAUUUCUUAGUACAACACUAGGCUUUAUCAUUACCAUUCAAGCAUAACAGACAAAUGCAUCUUAGUGUUGUACUGCUGUUUGUUAGAACAUUACAAUGAUAUUUUACAAUAAAACUUGUCUUUGCAUUCUGA